Messenger RNA from Alternaria burnsii, 1746 nucleotides. RefSeq lists its product as uncharacterized. Lineage: Eukaryota; Fungi; Ascomycota; Dothideomycetes; Pleosporales; Pleosporaceae. The transcript is spliced from 2 exons. The coding region runs from base 1 to 1746 and encodes 581 amino acids. The record is from RefSeq and is a predicted model, not a curated record.
AUGGAACACACCAACAUGGCAAACUCUUCGCUGCAUCAGCAGCUGCAUCAACAAUUCGGCCAAGGCCUUGGUAACAACGGCGGUGGCCCGCCUGGCGACAGGCAAGAUGACAAGUCCCAACGUGGACACUACGCGGAUGGCAUCCGCCCGACUGAUUUCAUGACGGUCAUGAAAGACGCCGGCGUGAAGCACUUUCACACCCGGUGCAUGAUGUGCGGCGAGACGGCAACGUCACAUCACCGCAAGACCUGGCGCAAAUGCCUAGGGCGUUGUCCAUUCAACGCUACUCAUACACACACAGGGCAGCUUUGCCCUGACCUGCUGAGGGUUGCCAACGAGGAUUGGUGUAUAGCGCAUCUCGGAGAGAGCAUGAAAGCUGAGCGUGAUACCGCUCGUGGGCCAGAGAUGCUGCAGCGUUCAGAGCAGCGACGAGAGCAGCGACGAGAGUCGCAACGCGAGCGCCGACAAGAGGCGCCAGGCAUUCCGAGCCUACACAGACAAGCUCCCGCGGCUCCUCCGCCAUUAUCGUAUGCGGUUCCUCCGCAAUUUGGGCAUGCGGCUCUUCCGCAAGGCAACUGGCAGACUAACAGGUCGCCAUAUCUCGAUAAACGAAGGUCGAGUUUCGGUGAGCCUCUUGUUGGCUACUAUAAGCCCAGCCCUGUUGAGAGCUAUGCGAGCGGUGCCUACGCCGCUGGGUACGGUACUGUACCUGAGGCAGAACAUGGUCAUCAAGGUGGUUAUGCUGACCUCAGGUAUCCUUCCGAUGGAGGUAGAUACCCAAAACCCGCUGGGCGAGGCCGCAGUCAGGACAUACGUGAGCGGAGUCCGCCACGGGACUUGCCCCAUAACAACUAUCGUGAUCGCACAUCACGCCCUUCAUACACGCGCGACUCACGCGGACCACCAAGCGGUGAUACACCAGCUGAACGUCUUGCCAAACUCAGGCAAGAGCGCGUCGUGGAGAGCUCUCCACCGACCUCAGCGGCACAGCCGCUAGCAACACAGCCACCAUACCAUCAAGGUGGCUCAGACAACCAGAUGUUGCAGGCGUUUGAGCGUAGGUUCCAGGACCAGGAGCGGCGCCAUGAGGAAGAGCUACGAGUCUUGCGAGACCAGAUUGCUCGACAACAGCAAGAUCUUGCUCGACAACAGCAUGACCAUGCACAGUUGGUGUCACAACUAAGUUCGACACUUCGAAACGGCAUUCUGCCCGCUGCCGCAGCGUUGCAAUACCCUGGCAUCAAUGCAAGCCAACAUGCGCAUGCGACCCAGCAGCAACAGCAACAAAAUGCUCUGCAAGAGCAACAAGCGCAACAAGAACUGCUCCAGGCGCAACAGGAGCAGCAAGAAUCGCAGCAGCAGCAGCCCCCGGCAGCAGAAGAAUCACUGCCGACCGCAUCGACUUCAACAGAUGCCGAGAUGACAGGAGCGGCGAAUACCCCGCUUACAAGCGCUGCUGCGCAACCGCAGCCAGAAUCUGGCGCUCAGCAUGAAGCCCGUGUUCCGGCGUUCACCGAGAUGAUGGGGCCUGUGGGAACCAAUCCAUUUGAGUUUAAAUCAUGGCUACCAGACCGCAGUAGCAGUCGUCAGAGACUGCAGGACGGGAAGGGGAAGGGAAGGAAGAAGGACUAUGGGCGCGAUGGGCGCUUGGGGGGUGCAGUCAGCGCGUGUUCCUGCUGGGUAGUCAGUACGAAUACAACAAUUGGGGGAGAAAAGACCAUUUCCAUUCUUUACUGGUGCAUGUGA